AUGCAGGGACCGAUCACAAACGAGCAAUUCUCUUUACUGCGGCGGCAGUUGCAUUGGCACCAGGCCUGUCAAUGCUGGUACCCACCAGUUCUCCGGUUUCUGAGGUGCCUCUGCCCGACCAGAUUUGUGAAGGGUCUAUGUAGAGUGCAAGGCUCGGCUGUCUGGUUUCUUGGAUUGGUAGUGAACCUGCAUUCUGACCACAUACUCAGAAACCUACGAAAACCGGGUGAAACUGGAUACAAAAUCCCACGAGGAGGACUGUUUGAAUACGUGACUGCUGCCAACUUCUUUGGAGAGACAGUCGAAUGGAUUGGGUUUGCUAUAGCCUGCUGGUCGCUGCCAAGUGCAGCAUUUGCUUUGUUUACCUUUUUCAUACUUCUUGCUCGGGGUAAACAUCAUCAUCGAUGGUAUCUGGAAAAGUUUGAAGAUUAUCCAAAGACAAGAAAGAUUUUGAUACCUUUCAUAUAUUGAAAUAGUCAAUGUAUCCAAUAGAUUAAAAAGUCAGAAAGAGAAUAAUUCAAACCUUGAAGGUCACCUGCCCCCAACACUCAAUAUGAUGAUUGCUGAUUUCAACUCCUCUUCCAUGUCACUUCCACCUAGCCUUCAAUUCCCUGAUUCUUUUAUGGUCAGUCAUUUUGAUUCCACUUCCCAUUCCCAUUCCGAUGUGUCAAUCCAUGGCCUCCUCUACUCUUGAAUAAGGCCACUCUCAGAUUGAAGGAACAACACCAUUUAUUCUGUCUGGAUAGCCUCCAACCUGAUAGUAUGAACAUUGAUUUCUUGAACUUUUGGUAAUGGGCUCCCCUUCCGUCACCAUUUCCCUCUCUCACCUUAUCUCCUUACCUGCCCAUCACUUCCCUCUGGUGUUCCUCCCCUCCUUUCUUUCUUCCAUGGCUGUCCUGUUAGAUUCCCCCUUCUUCAGCCCUGUAUUUCCUUCACCAAUCAACUUCCCAGCUCUUUACUUUAUUCCUCCCCCUCCCAGGUUCACCUAUCACCUUGUGAUUCCCCCUCCUCUCCCCCACCUUUUAACUCUACUCUUCAUCUUUUUUCUCUCCAGUUGGCCCGAGAUGUUGAAUGCACUCUUUUCUAUAAAUGUUGCCUGGCAUGCUGAGUUCCUCCAGCAUUCUGUGUGUAUUGCUUACAUUUCCAGCACCUGCACAUUUUCCCUUGUUCUUAACUUUGUGCCCUUAUUUGAGUCUCUCCCAUUUAGGAAAUGUCUCAACAUCUACUUUGCAAUGCCCUGUUAGGGUGGAGCACAACAUCAUGAACCAAAAGGGCUGUACUGUUCAAAGUUCUAUCUUCUUAUGAUCCUUUAUGUUUCAAUAUGACCAUUCUUCAUUUCUUCUAAAUUCCUAGAGGUUACUGAUCUAAAUUUAUUUGCUGAAAGGAAAGGACAAAUCCUUGUCCUAGGGAUUAGCUCUUUUGAAUUACCUUCAACGAAACAAUAUCCUUUCCUAAAUAAGUAGACCAAAAUUGUUAACUGUAUUACAGCUGUGACAUCACCAGGGCUCUGUACAACUAUAAGGCUACUUCCCUGUUUUCAAAUUCCAACUUCCUUGCAAUAAAGGCCAACAUGGCAUUUGUCUUCCCAAUUAUGUUCUGCACCUGUAUUCUAACUUUUUGUGUUCAUGUACAACAACAAUAAAUCCUUAGAUAGUCCACUCAUUGCAAACUCUCCUUUUCAGAGAAUGGUCUGUCUUUUGAUCCCUCUUAUCAAAGUGCAGACUUAACACUUUCCCAUAAGAAAUUCCAUUUUUCAAUUUUUUUUGCACGUUCCCUCAACCCAUUUACAUUCUGUUGCAGGAUGUCCUCAUCCCAGUCUUGACAGCUUAUUCAGCAAUCUUAGAUACUGUGCCUUACAUUUCACUCCUUCUAUCUCACAGAUGUAGAUAGUAAAUAAUUAGAAUGCAAAAAUAACCCUCAUGGAACGCCUACAUUUACAUCCUUUCACCAUGAAAACAUUGCAUUAUUCUAUCCCUCCAUUAUGUAAUCACCAGACCACUUUCACACACCUUUACCCCCACAAAUUCUUAUUCUAUGCGAAACUUUAUCAAAUAUCUUCCUGAAACCCAAAUACAUUUACAGGAUAAAUCACAAACGAAAGAAAAUCUACAGGUGCUGGAAAUCCGAGCAACACACACAAAAUAGACAAUAGGUGCAGAAGUAGACCAUUCAGCCCUUCGAGCCUGCACUGCCAUUUUGAGAUCAUGGCUGAUCAUCUACUAUCAAUACCCGGUUCCUGCCUUGUCCCCAUAUCCCUUGAUUCCCCUAUCCAUAAGAUACCUAUCUAGCUCCUUCUUGAAAGCAUCCAGAGAACUGGCCUCCACUGCCUUCCAAGGCAGUGCAUUCCAGACCCCACAACUCUCUGGGAGAAGAAGUUUUUCCUUAACUCUGUCCUAAAUGACCUACCCCUUAUUCUCAAACCAUGCCCUCUGGUACUGGACUCUCCCAGCAUCUGGAACAUAUUUCCUGCCUCUAUCAUGUCCAAUCCCUUAAUAAUCUUAUAUGUUGCAAUCAGAUCCCCUCUCAAUCUCCUUAAUUCCAGCGUGUACAAGUCCAGUCUCUCUAACCUCUCUGCGUAAGACGGUCCUGACAUCCCAGGAAUUAACCUCAUGAAUUUACGCUGCACUUCCUCUACAGCCAGGAUGUCCUUCCUUAACCCUGGAGACCAAAACUGUACACAAUACUCCAGGUGUGGUCUCACCAGGGCUUUGUACAACUGCAAGAGGAUUUCCUUGCUCUUGAAUCAAUUCCCUUUGUAAUAAAGGCCAACAUUCCGUUAGCCUUCUUCACUGCUUGUUGCACUUGCUCAUUCACCUUCAGUGACUGAUGAACAAGGACUCCUAGAUCUCUUUGUAUUUCUCCCUUACCUAACUCUACACCAUUCAGCUAAUAAUCUGCCUUCCUGUUCUUACUCCCAAAGUGGAUAACCUCACACUUAUUCACAUUAAACGUCAUCUGCCAAGUAUCUGCCCACUCACCCAGCCUAUCCAAGUCACCCUGAAUUCUCCUAACAUCCUCAUCACAUGACACACUGCCACCCAGCUUAGUAUCAUCAGCAAAUUUGCUGAUGUUAUUCUCAAUGCUGGAGGAACUCAGCAGGUCAGGCAGCAUCUAUGGUAAACAAUUGAUGUUUCCAGACCUUUCAGCAGAACGGUGGGGGAUGGGGGGUGGCAGGGGGGGAGAAAAAGCUGAGCAGUAGAUUUGAAAGGGCGGGGAGGGGAGGGGAGAGAGAACCACUGGGUGAUAGGUGUCCAGAAAGGACACUUGGCUGUGGCAAAAGUAUUUACAGGUUCAUCUCUGUAAUUCAUAAGUACUUUGUCAAGCACAAUUGUGCUUUAAUAAAACCACUAUGAAUUGACUUGCCUGCACUGAGCUUCUAUGUGACUUUUUUUUCCCCUUUUAUAAUGGAUUCCAGCAUCUCACCAAUAAAAGAAGUUAAGUUUGUUAUUGUAUGCUUAAUUUUGCACUGUUUUAAUGUUCCUCAUUGGGAUUUGGGGUUUUUAAUUUGUAAAAUGUUUUGAAAAACUAAUAAAAAAGAAAGAAAAGA
Hypanus sabinus (Atlantic stingray) is the source of this 3547-nucleotide messenger RNA. It is a transcript of the gene srd5a1, whose product is annotated as steroid-5-alpha-reductase, alpha polypeptide 1 (3-oxo-5 alpha-steroid delta 4-dehydrogenase alpha 1). Bases 1 to 471 code for a protein of 156 amino acids. The record is from RefSeq and is a predicted model, not a curated record. Gene Ontology annotation, biological process: steroid biosynthetic process. NCBI's taxonomy places the organism in Eukaryota, Metazoa, Chordata, Chondrichthyes, Myliobatiformes, Dasyatidae. Gene Ontology annotation, molecular function: 3-oxo-5-alpha-steroid 4-dehydrogenase activity. The transcript has 5 exons.